AUGAGUGUGAUAACUUGGAAUAUUAGGGGUUUAAAUAAAACAUAUAAGCAAAAAGAUGUGAAGGAGUUCAUAAGAAGUAACAAUAAAGCUAUAAUAGCAUUGGUUGAACAUAGAGUAAAGGAGCAUAGAGCAAAUGAUAUAAUUAAAAAAAUAGCACAUGGUUGGCAAUGGAUAUCAAAUGCUAGUCCAAACAAGAAAAGUAGAAUAUGGGUACUAUGGGAUCCUAGAAUUUAUAAGUUUGAUAUGGAAGAGGCAGAUGAGCAGUUGGUACAUGGGCAGAUUAGUAUCUUAUCAAAGGCAAUCACAUUUGGCUUCUCAGCAAUAUAUGGGCUACAUACUAUAAAAGAUAGGCUAAGCUUGUGGAGGAAGUUGAGGCAAAUUCACAGUAUACAACAGGGACCCUGGCUAGCAAUGAGAGACUAUAAUGCUAUCCUUCAGUCACAGGAUAGACGGCAUGGUAAUGAGGUACAAGAUAUAGAAACUAGAGAUUUCAAGGAGUUUCUGCUUGAUACAGGAAUGCAUGAACUUCAGUAUGUGGGAAGGGACUAUACAUGGACUAAUAAUCACACCUAUAGUAGAAUAGAUAGGGGUCUGGUAAAUGCUGAUUGGAUGAUGAUGAUGCCUAAUAUGAAAGUGCAGGUACUAGAGCCACUAGUGUCUGAUCACUCACCACUAAAACUAAUGAUAUCACAAGUGCAGGGGAGGAAGAGUAGGCCAUUCAGAUUCUUAAAUUGUAUAGCUGAUCAUCACCAAUUCCUACAGAAAGUGGAACAAGCUUGGGAAGAAGGGAGUACUGGUGGUAUGAUACAAAUAGUAUGGAACAAGCUGAAGAGGGUAAAUGAGGUUAUAAAAGAGAUCAACACAAAGCAUUACAAAGGAGUAGAUGAGAGAAUAAAAAGAAUGAGGGAGGAGCUCCAGUCUACUCAGGAAGAAAUGAGCUUUAAGCUACAGAGACAAGACCUAAUUGAGAAGGAAAAAGCACUAAAGGGUGAUCUAGAAAAAUGGAUACUGAUUGAGGAAAGCAUAUAUAUGCAAAGAUCAAGAGUGCAAUGGCUAAAGCUGGGAGAUUCAAACUCAGCCUACUUUUUUGCUCAGAUGAAGAAUAGAAGUAAUUUGAAUGGAAUUCAAUUUCUAACAAAUGACAUGGGGGUCCAGCUAGUGUUGGAAGAUGAUAUUGAGGCAGAAAUCUUGGGGUACUAUAAGAAAUUAUUGGGCUCAAGUGCAGAAAGUCUUCCAGCUAUUAAUCCAAAUGAUAUGAAAAUGGGACCAGUAUUGAGUAAGGAACAUCAAUUGCUGCUUAUCAAGCAAGUGUCCAAGGAAGAGAUAUGGGAAGCAAUGAAGGAUAUUAAUGAUCUUAAAGCUCCUGGAUAUGAUGGAUUAAAUGCUGUCUUCUUCAAGAAAUCCUGGACAAUCAUUGGUCAGGAAGUGAUAAUGGCUGUACAGGAGUUUUUUGAGUCAAACCAAAUGUUUAGACCUAUCAACUGCACUGCCAUACCUUAA
Nicotiana attenuata is the source of this 1500-nucleotide messenger RNA. RefSeq lists its product as uncharacterized. Lineage: Eukaryota; Viridiplantae; Streptophyta; Magnoliopsida; Solanales; Solanaceae. The record is from RefSeq and is a predicted model, not a curated record. The transcript has a single exon. The coding region runs from base 1 to 1500 and encodes 499 amino acids.